AUGAAGGAAGAACGGAAGGAGGACGGAAGGAGGGAAGGAGGGACGGAAGGAAGCAUCAGCCAGUCAGUGUGCAACCACCGACGACCGUCCUCGUUCAGAUGAUGCUACUUCACGAAGUACUGCCGAGAGAUGUGUGAUAAACUGAGUCUGUCCGGCUGGGUGAAGAAUUCCCGGACGGGCAGCAUCGUCGGCAAGAUCCAGGGGGAACGGGACAAGGUCAACGAAAUGACCAUGUGGCUGUCGAAGCAGGGGAGCCCUGGAUGCCGGAUCGAACGCUGUGAAUUCCGCAACUGGGAACUCAUUGUGAGGCCAGAUUUCAGGAAUUUCAGCAUCCGAUUCUGAUCAUCUCAUCCGCCAUAGGAUGCUUUUCCUCUUUCUCGAUUGCUUUUUUUUUGCAAGAACCUCCGGUGAAGUUCCACCAUUUUUUAGACAGACAGUGUUGCCAGAUGAGUGACUCCCCCCGCCCCGCCCCGCCCCGCGAGUUUCGUGCGAGACCAUAGAAAAGUGCUUCUCCUCUGUCGCCACAAGGUAUAGCCGAGGAAUCCAGAAGACAUAGAAGACAUUUGGGAAGGCAAGGAAGUUUUCAGCGCCAUUCGGCAGGCGAAAAAAUCGCUUCAUUAAAGAGUCCUUAUUCAUAUCCUUCA
Messenger RNA from Darwinula stevensoni, 644 nucleotides. Lineage: Eukaryota; Metazoa; Arthropoda; Ostracoda; Podocopida; Darwinulidae. The record is from the annotation of a GenBank genome assembly.